UGCACAGACCGACACGCACCGACACGCACCGUGGGAAGAGCCCUGUCCGUGUGCGUUGCCGUCCGUGCGCGUCGGCUGUGGUGCGUGAGGAUCCGCAGAAUCACGCACCGUGGGAACCAGGCUUUAAGGAAUGACAGCUCUGUACCUGACAGAUUGACAAAUUGACAAUGACAACAACGAACGAAUCAGAACGAAUGGACAAAUUAAAAUUGUCAAUAAUGAAAAUGUCUGAAAUAAUUAAACAAUAAUAACAGUCAGCUUUCUUGCUUGCGAUAAAAUUUAAUAAAACCAAAGAACCUGUAUUUUUCACGAAAAGAUAAAUAUGCAGACUGUGCAAAUAAUAUUUUUUCCCAUAAGACCAUUAUUAAUUCAUUGAAGAAAUUCGGAAAAAUAAUCGAGAAUGUUGAAUUUAUGAACUUCAGUUUCAAUAUGAUUGCGGGGAUAUAUAUUUAGGACAUUCUAGAUAUGUGAUCCCGUUUCAAUGAUAAGACUUCUGCUUGCUUAGCAUGGAAGCCUUAAUUGAGGAGAGUUUAUAUCGUGCAGUGGUUGCGGAAGAUCAGGAAGCGGUUAUAAAGGCGCUCUCCAAAGGUGCUAAUCCAAACAAGACUGCCAGCCAAGGUAAGACCAGUUUAGGAGAGGCUGCAAACAAUGGGAACAUUGGUAUUGUCAAACUAUUAAUAAAUGCAAGUGAAGCAAAACGGCACACUCCUGUAUCUUAUACUGGUUCCUCCAAGAAGCGCCUUGUCAAAUGCCACAAACGCAAGCUGAGACACAAUGGACAACAUGAUGAGACUGUGGUAAAAUGCAAAAAUUUGAAUGACAGAACUUUUAAAGAUUUUCAUUUUGGACAGUAUGAUGCAGUUGGAGUGGAUCAAACCAGCUCAAAAGCAGAUGCAAACCAGGGAUAUUUUGUUUUCAUACACAGUGACGGAUCUAGUAGCGAUGAGAGUAGAAUAAGUAUGAAAUCACCAAUUACUUCCACACCCUCACCACAAGCUGACCUAGAAUGGGAUGAGGACAUAGGGAAUGUGGCUCCAACUACCAGUGAAGAUGAGACAUGGUCUUCUAUGUACAAAUGGUAUGCAGCAAUACUAGAGUCUACAGGGGCAGCUAUUGCUUCAGCCUCUGUAGUGACCAAUGGAAUUGAUCAACAUGAUGCAUUUAUGCAAACUGCCUUACAUUAUGCUGCAGAGCAGGGUCAUGCUGGUGUUGUUAAAUUACUUAUAGAAGCUGGCUGUAAAGUAGAUGCUGAGACGGGAGAUGGUGUAACAGCCUUACAUGUAGCAGUAAUUAAGAAUUAUAUUGAUAUUGUCAAGAUACUCUUAAAAGCAGGGAGCAAUGUCAACCACAAAACGUAUGAUAGUAUGACACCUCUGCAUUUUGCUACAUCAAGAGGUUUCUUGGAUUUGGUAAAAUUUCUAGUCAGUCACGGAGCUAGUUUAGAAGCUAGGGAUGCAAAUGAGAGGACAGCUUUGUAUAUAGCAGCUGGUCGCUGUCAUGAGGAUGUGAUCAAAUAUCUUAUAAAUGCUGGUGCUAAUGUUAAUAGUGAAGAAAUACAUGGUUACACGCCUUUAUGCGAAGCUGUUUGGCAAAAAUUUCCUGUGGGUGUAGAACAGUUAUUGUUAUCUGGUGCUAGAAUAACCCAUUCACAUAGGCUUCUACAUAAUGCAAUAAUACAAAGACAGGUGGAAAUCGUGGAGCUUCUUACAGCUUAUGGUGCAGGAAUCAAUUUAUACAACGACAAUGGUGAUACUCCUUUACUUUUAGCUGCAAGAUUGUCACAGCCUGAGGUCGCGAAAAUUUUGUUACGAAAAGGAGCAAAUGCCAAUUUGUGCAACAGUAUAACAGGUGCUAAUGUGUUGCAUAUAGCUGUUGAGAGUAUGGCUAACCCUGAUGAGUUUGAGGAAUUGUUGCAGUGUGUGAUAGAUCAUAAGAUUGAUAUGAACGCCACAGCACUGACUGGCGAUACCGCGCUAAACAGGGCACUCUUGUUACACAAAGAUCAUGCCGCAGUUCUAUUAAUUCGCUAUGGAGCAGAUGUAAACACUUGUGAUUUACAUUCCUGUGGCUUAGACAAUUUGUCCAUAGCGAGUAGACGGCGAUCGUGUAGCUUAGCAUCCAUGUUAUUGAAAGCUGGCCACUACGUCACGGUCCCAGAUCAAGGCGCAACUGUUCCUAAGCCAGGAAGCACGGCAUAUUGGUUAUACCAUGCUUGCAAACAACCACUAAGUCUCUCUGAUCUCUGUAGGAUUAAAAUUAGACGUGUAGGUGCCAGCACAGGAGUGACAUUGUUCCGAUUCAUUUCGUCCCUGCCUCUACCCAAGAGCUUAAAAAGAUAUCUCAUGAUGGAAGAUGGAAAUCUGUACUGAUAUGUAAUGUGAUUCAGUUAGAAGUCUGGGGCUAAUGAAAUAAAAAUAAACAUCUAUAUUCAUUUUUAUUUAGUAAAAUUACACAGUAGUACAAAGGUGUACUUAGGGUAAAAUAUAAAAUAUUUGUUGAUUAGAAUAUCUAUAAUUAGUGACACAAUAGUCCAUAAAAUCUUCGAAAUGAGUUGAAUCGUUUUAUACACCUAACAGUAAAGAAUUUUACAUUAUUUCUAACUGUUAUGGGGAAAGCAAAUAAAUAAGUAGUUUUAUAGAUGUUUACAUUUUCUGAGAGCUGAAAUGGUUCAAAUUUUAAUAUUUGGUUGUAUACAAUCUAAUGUUGAUUAUUUAUAUUUGUUAAGAAAAAUAUUCUAGACUUAUGUGAUUUAAUUUAUAAACAAAACAUGUAUCGCUAAUUUUCCUUUAUAGUACAUUUUUAUGCAAAAGGUGUCCAAGUUAUGUGAAUUGUUUGGAGUAAGAAUCUAGUCCUAUCCUAAUUAAUACAUGCUUUAGUAAUACGUUUAGUAAUUAAAAUAAAUGAUAUGAAUUCAGACAUACUAAUACAUAGAAUAAAGCAACAUCCUGUUGCUGGUUAAGCCUACUUACACAGGGUGAGUAAAUUAUAAUGUACCUAUCUAUUCUGUUAUUAAUACAAUGUACAUACAUAAGAAAA
This is a messenger RNA of Helicoverpa zea (corn earworm), 3036 nucleotides long. Its product is annotated as putative ankyrin repeat protein RF_0381. Gene Ontology annotation, molecular function: protein binding. Gene Ontology annotation, biological process: intracellular signal transduction. Bases 507 to 2369 code for a protein of 620 amino acids. NCBI's taxonomy places the organism in Eukaryota, Metazoa, Arthropoda, Insecta, Lepidoptera, Noctuidae. The transcript has 9 exons. The record is from RefSeq and is a predicted model, not a curated record.